This is a messenger RNA of Ictidomys tridecemlineatus (thirteen-lined ground squirrel), 736 nucleotides long. The record is from RefSeq and is a predicted model, not a curated record. NCBI's taxonomy places the organism in Eukaryota, Metazoa, Chordata, Mammalia, Rodentia, Sciuridae.
AAGAUGACAACAGCAGCCAGGCCGACUUUUGAACCUGCAAGAGGUGGAAGAGGAAAAGGAGAAGGUGAUUUGAGCCAACUCUCAAAGCAGUAUUCAAGCAGAGAUCUUCCCUCUCAUACAAAGAUAAAAUACAGACAAACUACUCAGGAUGCCCCUGAAGAGGUUCGUAACCGGGACUUCAGGAGGGAGUUGGAAGAAAGAGAGAGAGCUGCUGCACGAGAAAAAAAUAGAGAUCGUCCAACCCGAGAACAUACAACCUCCUCUUCAGUGUCAAAGAAGCCUCGGCUAGAUCAGAUUCCUGCUGCCAACCUUGAUGCAGAUGAUCCUCUAACAGAUGAGGAAGAUGAAGAUUUUGAAGAGGAGAGUGAUGAUGAUGAUACUGCAGCUCUCCUUGCAGAACUAGAAAAAAUUAAAAAAGAAAGAGCAGAAGAGCAGGCCAGGAAGGAACAAGAACAAAAAGCUGAAGAAGAGAGAAUUCGUAUGGAGAACAUUCUGAGUGGAAACCCUCUUCUUAAUCUCACUGGCCCUUCCCAGCCUCAGGCCAACUUCAAAGUUAAAAGAAGGUGGGAUGACGAUGUUGUGUUCAAGAACUGCGCAAAAGGUGUAGAUGAUCAAAAGAAAGACAAAAGAUUUGUAAACGAUACACUUCGAUCUGAAUUUCACAAAAAAUUCAUGGAGAAAUAUAUUAAGUAGUACAGUUUUAUGUGCUUAAUUAAAGACUGUAAAAUGUUAAGGA